GCGGAGCGCCCCGAUGUUCGCGCAGGUCUUCGUGCUCUCGGCGCAGGGAGACCCGCUGCUCUACAGGGACCUCCGCGGCGAUGGCGGAGCCGACCUGCCCGCCGCCUUCUACCGCCGCCUCACGGCCCUGCCCGGCGGCCGCGCCCCGGUCUUCAUGGCCGCGGACGGUCCGGGGCUGCCCUUCGCGCACGUGCGCCACGGCGGGCUCUACCUGGCGGCCACCCUCCUGCCCGCCGCCUCGCCCUUCCUGGCCGUCGAGUUCCUCAGCAGACUGGCCGCCCUCCUGCGCGACUACUGCGGCGCCCUCAACGAGCAGACGGUCAGCCUCAACUUCGCCCUCAUCUACGAGCUGCUGGACGAGCUGCUGGACUUUGGCUACAUUCAGACGACCAGGCCUGACGUGCUGAAAAACUUCAUCCAGACGGAGCCCGUGGUCAGCCAGCACUUCAGCCUUCUCAACCUCAGCACCGUCGGCCUGUUUGGAGCUGACACACAACAAAGCAAAGUGGCCCCCAGCUGUGCUGCCACCCGCCCCGUCCUUCCUCUACGGGGAGAACAGGGUGCGCGGCCAGAAGUCUUCCUGGAUGUGGUUGAGCGUCUCUCUGUUGUCAUUGCGGCAAAUGGCACUCCCAUGAAGACUGAUGUCCAGGGGGAAAUCCGGCUCAAGAGCUUCUUCCCUGGGUGCUCCGAGAUGCGGAUCGGACUCACAGAGGAAUUCUGUGUGGGCAAGACAGAGGUGCGAGGAUACGGCACGGCCGUCCGCGUGGACGAAUGUUCCUUCCACAGCUCCGUGAAACUGGAGGAGUUUGAGCGCAGCCGCAUCCUCCGCGUCAACCCCAGCCAAGGGGAGCUGACCCUGAUGCAGUACCAGCUGGCAGACGACAUCCCUUCCGCUCUGCCCUUCCAUCUGUUCCCCACCAUUAACCGUGAUGCCAGCGGCAGGCUCCAGGUGUACCUUAAGAUGCGUUGUGACUUGCCCCCCAAGAGCCACGCUGUGAACGUCUGCCUCCACCUGCCUGUCCCCAGGGCCUCUCUGAGCCUCGCUCAAGAGCUGAGCAGUCCAGAGCAAACGGCUGCCCUGCAGUCCAGCACCAAAUCCAUUGAGUGGCUGGUGCCCAGAGUGCAAGGCGGGUCCCAGCUCUCCGCCCUUUUUAAGCUGGAGGUGCCAGGGCUGAGCCAGGCCAUGUUGCGGGAGCUGGGGCCCUUGAACCUCUCUUUCGAGGUGCCGGCCUACACCUGCUCAGGCCUGCAGGUACGCUUUCUGCGCUUCACAGGGCCGCAGCCGAAUCUUCCUUAUCGCUGGGUGCGGUAUGUGACGCACAGUGACUCCUACGUCAUCCGCCUUAAUGCGGGGUAG
Molecule: messenger RNA, 1357 nt
Organism: Euleptes europaea (tarantolino)
Lineage: Eukaryota; Metazoa; Chordata; Lepidosauria; Squamata; Sphaerodactylidae
Gene: AP4M1
Product: adaptor related protein complex 4 subunit mu 1
Exons: 15
Coding region: 14-1357 (447 amino acids)
Biological process (GO): Golgi to lysosome transport; protein targeting
Cellular component (GO): trans-Golgi network; cytoplasmic vesicle; clathrin adaptor complex
Source: RefSeq, a predicted model, not a curated record